Molecule: messenger RNA, 585 nt
Organism: Chrysoperla carnea
Lineage: Eukaryota; Metazoa; Arthropoda; Insecta; Neuroptera; Chrysopidae
Exons: 3
Coding region: 184-510 (108 amino acids)
Source: RefSeq, a predicted model, not a curated record
UCGAACAAAAAAUUUUCGAAUAAAUAUUUCAAAUAAUUUACAUAAAUUAUCAAAAACGUUAUCGAAUUAUUUGUAAGCGUCUCUAUUUUCACUACCAUUUUCUGUGUCAAAUAUUUAAAAUCAGAUCAGUGAACUGUCAAAAAAAAAACUUUUUAUCAAUUGGUGUAAAUACCAAAAGAGGGAAUGCAAGUGAUUCGAAAUUUUCGAAUAAUUAUCAUGAUUUUUCUAAUACAUUCUGUGGUAGGGGAACCAACAUACUGUGAAUCGGGGUUAUGCCAAGUCAAUGAAUAUUGUUGCGGUGAAAAUGAUUGUUGUGCCCAAUCAAUGGAUAAUUGGUUUUUAUGGUUUGGAGUAUUAUUAAUAAUAAUCGCAUUAGCGAUCGGAUGCAUGAUACGUGGAUUUUGUUCCCGAUAUAAAAUGAAAAAUUACCAAUAUUACACUCAACUACAAAAGAAUAACGAUGAAGAUCUGGUGAAUAAUUUAUAUAAAGCUGUUCCUGGAAGCGUUUAAAUUUUGUUUAAUUACAUAAACACAUAUUUUUUAAAAUUUAAACGAAGGAGAUAUGGUAAAAAAAAAGACUAAAUA